UUCACUCAUUCAAAUGUAGAAUUUGAAACUGCGGAAACUCUUCUAAAUUCAGAAGUACAUAUGCUUCUUGAGCAUCGUAAGCAACAGAAUGAGAGUGCAGAAGACGAGCAGGAGCUUUCAGAAGUCUUCAUGAAAACCUUGAACUACACAGCACGCUUCAGCCGCUUCAAAAACCGUGAAACCAUUGCCAGUGUCCGUAGUUUGCUGCUCCAGAAAAAGCUCCAUAAAUUUGAAUUGGCAUGUUUGGCUAACUUGUGUCCUGAGACAGCUGAGGAAGCGAAAGCUUUGAUUCCUAGCCUGGAGGGCCGAUUUGAAGAUGAGGAAUUACAGCAGAUUCUUGAUGACAUUCAGACUAAACGCAGCUUCCAGUAUUAAGGUUAACCCUCAAGCCCUUCAUCUGAACAGAAAACCUGGGAACUUUGACUGUUUCUCAGCCCUCGGGACCAAUCCAGCUUCCAGCUGAGUAAGGGGAGUCAUGGAUACAGGGUACUCCAGUGCUGUGUCAUCCACAGAUGCAUUCAGACUGGAGAUCAGUGUAGUCCUUUUGGUUUGUUCCACAUGUGUAUUGGUAAGGACGCCUGUAUUGUGAGAGCCAAAGAACCUGAAAAGCCUUUUCCCAGUGGCUCAAAUAUUUGUUUCUUCCAAUUGCCUCUCCCUGAUUUGGAAAUUUUCAACAUUGUUUCUGUUUUUUAGC
This is a messenger RNA of Cariama cristata (Red-legged seriema), 694 nucleotides long. RefSeq names its product polymerase (RNA) II (DNA directed) polypeptide D (gene POLR2D). Bases 61 to 375 code for a protein of 104 amino acids. Gene Ontology annotation, molecular function: translation initiation factor binding; nucleotide binding. The record is from RefSeq and is a predicted model, not a curated record. The transcript is spliced from 3 exons. Lineage: Eukaryota; Metazoa; Chordata; Aves; Cariamiformes; Cariamidae. Gene Ontology annotation, biological process: positive regulation of translational initiation; nuclear-transcribed mRNA catabolic process, deadenylation-dependent decay; transcription initiation at RNA polymerase II promoter. Gene Ontology annotation, cellular component: P-body; RNA polymerase II, core complex.